This is a messenger RNA of Cutaneotrichosporon cavernicola, 1350 nucleotides long. RefSeq lists its product as uncharacterized. Lineage: Eukaryota; Fungi; Basidiomycota; Tremellomycetes; Trichosporonales; Trichosporonaceae. The record is from RefSeq and is a predicted model, not a curated record. Bases 1 to 1350 code for a protein of 449 amino acids. The transcript is spliced from 4 exons. Gene Ontology annotation, molecular function: catalytic activity. Gene Ontology annotation, biological process: response to nutrient; branched-chain amino acid catabolic process.
AUGUCGCCCAGCAUGCCCUUGCUCGUCCGUGGAAGCCGUGCGGCAGUCGCUGCUCGCGCACUCCCCCGACUCUACACUGUGGCUGGCCGCCGUGGUGCAGCCACCUCGGUCGACGACCCAUCCGAAACCCGCUUGCAGAAGAACCGUGACGGCCAGCGUGCUCGCGGCGCAGUGUCCAAGGCCACUGCCCAGGAGCUCGAGCCCUCGCUUGGCAGCAGCAAGUUGCUGAGGAACACUCCCGAGGAGGCACUCGCGACCCAGGGACUUCGCUUUGCGGACGGCCAUGGUCUUCGUGGCCCAUCUGGCAAGGGUCGUGAGACUCGCAAGAUGAACCUGCACCAGGCCGUGCGUGACGCUAUCCGCACGGAGCUUGCCGUCAACCCCCGGUCCUUUGUGUUCGGCGAGGACGUCAAGGCUCACGGUGUCUUCCGCUGCACCCAGGGUCUUGCUGACGAGUUUGGGGAGAAGCGUGUGUUCAACACGCCCCUCACGGAGCAGGGUAUCGCUGGCUUUGGUAUCGGCUUGGCGAGUGUGGGUUCGACUGCCAUUGCCGAGAUCCAGUUCGGUGACUAUAUCUUCCCUGCCUUUGACCAGCUCGUCAACGAGGCGGCCAAGCAGCGCUACGCUUCAGGAGGCAACUACCCUCUCAAGGGAGGAUCGUUUACUAUCCGCUCCCCGGUCAUGAGUGUCGGGCACGGUGGCCUCUACCACUCUCAGAGCCCUGAAGGCUUCUUCCUUGGUGCCAAUGGUCUCAAGGUCGCGGUUGUGCGCUCGCCCAUCCAGGCCAAGGGUGUCCUUCUUGCCGCUUUCCGCGACCCCAACCCGACCAUUGUUUUCGAGCCCAAGGUUUUGUACCGUGCUGCCAUUGAGGAAGUUCCCGUGGACGACUACACUCUUCCCCUUGGCACCACAGACACCAUAUUGGAGGGCACCGACCUUACAGUCGUGUCUUACGGCACGCCUCUGUACACGACGUUGCGCGCGAUCGAGCUCCUCCGCAACCCGCCUCCCCAGCUGGUGCAGUUCCUGCCUGAGCGCCUCCGUCCGCCUAACCCGGCCCCUUCUAUCCAGCUCAUCGACUUGCGCGCGAUCAACCCUCUUCCCCUCGGUGAACUGACCGAGGCGGUCAAGAAGACUGGACGCAUGGUUGUUGUCCACGAGGCAGGCAAGAGCGGAAGUGUCGGCAACAACAUUGCUGGUGAGGUCGGGCGCCGCGCGUUCGACCACCUCGAGGCUCCUAUCGGGCUUGUCAGCGGGUGGGACGUGCCCGUGCCCCUCGCGUACGAAAAGUUCUACCAGCCAGACGUCAUCCGCGUGUUCGACAAGAUGGUCGAGACUCUCAACUAUUAG